This is a messenger RNA of Eucalyptus grandis, 609 nucleotides long. Its product is annotated as early nodulin-like protein 1. Gene Ontology annotation, cellular component: plasma membrane. Gene Ontology annotation, molecular function: electron transfer activity. The record is from RefSeq and is a predicted model, not a curated record. The transcript has 2 exons. NCBI's taxonomy places the organism in Eukaryota, Viridiplantae, Streptophyta, Magnoliopsida, Myrtales, Myrtaceae. The coding region runs from base 1 to 609 and encodes 202 amino acids.
AUGGCGCCUGUUCGGGGGCUUUGCAAGUGGGUCGUCGCUGUCUUCGCCGCUCUUGUUCUCGUCGGAGGAGUCUCCAUGGAGGCGAAGGUCGAAGCCGCGAGGGAGUUCAGAGUGGGCGGCGCCGAAGGUUGGCAUGAUCCCGCUGAACUCAACUCCUCGCUUUACUCCGACUGGGCUACGAGGAACAGGUUCCGCGUUGGAGAUUCUCUCAAUUUCGAGUACAAGAACGACUCGGUUCUGGUGGUGGACAAAUGGAGCUAUUACCACUGCAACACAAGCAACCCCAUCGCGGCCUUCAACAACGGGAACAGCACGUUCACCCUCGACCAGCCCGGUUUCUUUUACUUCAUAAGCGGGACGACCAAUCACUGCAAGAAUGGCCAGCGCUUGAUCGUCGACGUGAUGUCUCCUCACCGAAUCCCUCGCUCCACUCCUCCCUCCAUCGCCAACCCUCCACAGGCUGGCGUGGGCGGCCUCUCUCCUUAUGCUUCCCCGCUCUCGAGUGCUUCCUCAGGAGCAGCAAUGGGAACCUCAUCAGUUGCGGUUGCGGCUUUCAUGAGUCCAUUGGCUAUGGCUUCUUUCGCAGCUAUGAUGCAUUUUUAUUACUAG